AUGCCGGCUGAAAUUGAUAUUGAUGAGGCUGACAUACUAGUUUUAUCUCAAGGGUUACAGAAGACAAGUAAACUCACUUUCCAAAUCAAUAAAUCAUUGCAAAAAAUUGCAGCUACUUCCAAUCAAUCUAGCCAACUUUUUACUCCCAUUCUUGCUAGGAACAAUGUUUUGACCACACUACAAAGAAAUAUUGAAAGUACUUUGAAUUCCGUUGCCUCAGUAAAAGAUCUAGCCAAUGAAGCUUCUAAAUAUGAGAUUAUUCUACAAAAGGGUAUUAAUCAAGUCGGAUUAAAACAAUAUACUCAAGUAAUACAUAAACUGGAUGAUAUGUUGGAGGAUAUCCAAUCUGGACAAGCUAAUCGAGAAGAGAACUCAGAAUUCCAUGGGAUUUUAACACAUUUGAAAGAACUGAUCAAAAGCAGUGAGGCUCAAUUGAGGGUAUAUUUCAUUUCAAUCUUGAACAGCAUAAAACCAUUUGAUCCUCAAAUCAAUAUCACAAAAAAGAUGCCGUUCCCAUAUUAUGAAGACCAACAGUUGGGUGCUCUCUCAUGGAUUUUAGACUAUUUCCACGGUAAUUCAGAAAAUUCUACUAUACAAGACAUACUUGUCGGUGAGAGAAGUAAAUUAAUCCUCAAAUGCAUGGCAUUUCUUGAACCAUUUGCUAAGGAAGUUGUCACUGCGAAAAAUGCACCCUACGAAAAGGGCAGCAGUGGAAUGAAUAGCUAUACAGAGGCAUUGUUAGGUUUCAUUGCUAAUGAGAAGUCACUGGUAGACGAUCUGUACUCUCAGUACACGGAAAACAAACCUCAGGUACUGUCACAGAUUUUGUCGCCUUUGAUAAGUGCAUACGCCAAACUCUUUAGUACCAAUUUGAAGAUGGUACGAAGCAAUCUCGAAAACGUUGGAUUCUUUAGUUUUGAAUUGGUCGAAAGUAUAAAUGAUGUGAAGAAAACUCUGCGAGGCAAGGAACUACAAAAUUAUAAUUUAUUGCAAGAUUGCACUCACGAAGUACGUCAGGUAACCCAAUCGCUAUUCAAAGAUGCCAUUGAUAGAAUUAUCAAAAAGACUAACUCGAUUUCCACUAUUCCUUCCAAUAAUGGUGUCACUGAAGCAACUGUAGAUACAAUGUCAAGACUAAGAAAGUUCAGUGAGUAUAAGAACGGAUGUCUAGGUGCCAUGGAUAAUAUCACACGUGAGAACUGGUUACCUUCUAGCUAUAAAGAGAAGGAAUACACUUUACUUAGCGAGUCACUAAACUGGGAAGAUCACAAUGUAUUAUUAUCGUGUUUCAUAAGUGAUUGUAUAGACACAUUGACGGUUAAUCUUGAGAGAAAAGCGCAAGUAUCAUUAAUGCCUAAUCAGGAACCAGAUGUUGCCAAUCCUAAUAGCUCAAGAAAUAAGCACAAACAACGUAUUGGAUUCUUUAUCUUAAUGAACUUGAUACUUGUUGAGCAGAUUGUGGAAAAAUCAGAAUUGAACUUAAUGAUCGCUGGGGAAGGUCACUCUAGAUUGGAACGGCUGAAAAAACGUUAUGUUAGUUAUAUGGUAUCUGAUUGGAGAGAUCUAACCGCAAAUUUGAUGGAUGCAGUGUUCAUUGAUAGUAGUGGUAAAAAAUCAAAAGACAAAGAACAAAUUAAAGAGAAAUUUAGAAAAUUCAACGAGGGUUUUGAAGAUUUAGUGUCGAAAACAAAACAAUAUAAGCUCUCAGACCCAUCAUUAAAGGUAACCUUGAAAUCGGAAAUCGUUUCAUUGGUUAUGCCCAUGUAUGAAAGAUUCUAUAGCAGAUAUAAGGACUCUUUUAAGAAUCCUAGAAAGCACAUUAAAUAUACCCCUGAUGAACUAACUACUGUUCUGAAUCAAUUAGUUAGGUAG
This is a messenger RNA of Saccharomyces mikatae IFO 1815, 1872 nucleotides long. It is a transcript of the gene EXO70, whose product is annotated as GTP-Rho binding exocyst subunit EXO70. Lineage: Eukaryota; Fungi; Ascomycota; Saccharomycetes; Saccharomycetales; Saccharomycetaceae. Gene Ontology annotation, biological process: exocytosis. Gene Ontology annotation, molecular function: phosphatidylinositol-4,5-bisphosphate binding. Bases 1 to 1872 code for a protein of 623 amino acids. Gene Ontology annotation, cellular component: exocyst. The transcript has a single exon. The record is from RefSeq and is a predicted model, not a curated record.